GGGAGCCAUCUGGCGAUCGGAACGUACCGAGGUCAUGUACAGAUCUGGGAUAUUACCAAGAGCUCAUGUAUCAGUUCGCUUACCGGUCACUUGGCCCGUGUGGGAGCUCUUGCAUGGAAUGCAGAUCUAUUGGCUUCUGGUAGCCGCGAUCGUUACAUCCUUCUUAGAGAUACGCGCGCAUCAGCCACGACUGGCGGUGGCACUUCGGAGCCGGUGCGCAAUCUGUCAGUUCCAUCCACCGUGACAACUGUUCCUUCCAUAACAACACAUUCAGAUGGAUUGGACGAGCAGUCCGAGGUAGAUGACGAAGACCAUCCGCCUGUCGGGGAUCAACGAGUCACAGAACUUAUGGAUACAAGUUCUGAUGAUCUGCUCUCUCCGCCACCGGAUUCCACUCCUAUGGUGACCGAUUCUACCCGGCCACAAACGAAUGAGACUCACAAUACCGUUCGCUCGGAGUCCGGUCUAGUUGGUGCUAAUCUGGACUCAGUUUUACCGUGGUCUUUACCGUCUAGUUUGAUGCGCACUCCAUCGGUGGUAACCAAUUCCACGUCUUCACAAAAUACGGAAGUGGUAAAUGAUCGAAUUGUUAGAGGUGCAGUGCGCGUGUUGAAAGACCAUCGCCAGGAAGUAAGUUUCGAUCAUUCAUAG
Molecule: messenger RNA, 651 nt
Organism: Echinostoma caproni
Lineage: Eukaryota; Metazoa; Platyhelminthes; Trematoda; Plagiorchiida; Echinostomatidae
Source: the annotation of a GenBank genome assembly